This is a messenger RNA of Sorex araneus (European shrew), 2366 nucleotides long. RefSeq names its product zinc finger protein 786 (gene ZNF786). Gene Ontology annotation, biological process: negative regulation of transcription by RNA polymerase II. The transcript is spliced from 4 exons. Gene Ontology annotation, molecular function: DNA-binding transcription repressor activity, RNA polymerase II-specific. Lineage: Eukaryota; Metazoa; Chordata; Mammalia; Eulipotyphla; Soricidae. The record is from RefSeq and is a predicted model, not a curated record. The coding region runs from base 66 to 1859 and encodes 597 amino acids.
GGAAGUGACGUGCAGCCGGGCCGGGGUUUGCCGCCGGGGCUGGGCGCGGCGGGAGCCGUCACGUCAUGGCCGGGAAGUGCCAGUUACCGCUGACUUUUGAGGACGUGGCGAUCUACUUCUCGGAGCAAGAAUGGCAGUGCCUGCAGGCGUGGCAGAAGGAGCUUUACAAGCAUGUGAUGGAGAGCAAUUAUGAGACCCUCGUUUCUCUCGGUGGCGGCCUGCCCACACCGGAGCUGAUCCUGUGUCUGCAGCGGGGCAGAGUGCCCUGCGGGCCACCCGGCCGCAACGCGGGCUGCACUGCCGAGGUGCCUUUGGGUGCAGUCCAUGAGGGCCCGCUGCUGCAGGGGAGCCCGCAAGCCGCAAGCUGCGGGGACACCCCACGGCCAGUGCGGGAAGAGCCCCCGGGGAGCCACUGGGCCUGGGAGUCCCUCUCAGAAGGGGACGACGCCUUCCCAGCCCACCGCAGCCUCCCGAGCCCGCAGAGCUGUGACACUCGGACCCCGCCGCAGCCGGCCCCGGGGCUCAGGGCCCUCACCCAGAUAGAGAGACCGCCCAGCUUCCAGGAGCCCCCGAGCUGGGAGGGCGCCCCGCGCGCAGGGGAGGGACCGAACUGUCCCCGGGGGAGCCGCUCGCAGGACCAGCCCCGCAGGGCCCAGAGACACCUCAGCAAAGCAGCGGACGCCGCGCUGCCCCCGGGCUGCGGCUCCCCGCGGGAACAGGGCUCUGUGCAGUGUCCCGCGUGCGGCCGGGCUGCGCUCCUGGCGGCGCGCGGGUGGCAGCGCGCAAAGGGGCCCGCGGGGAAGAGCCGCUGGCAGUGUCCAGCGUGUAAGGCGUGCUUCCUCGGCCGGCGCCCGCGGGGGGACAGGGGGCUUCUCCCCAGGAACGGCGCGCGGCCUCCGCCCGGCGGGGCCGGCACAGAGAGGCCGGGCCCCGGGACCGAGCGGGCCGGGAGCCCCGCUGCGCCCGCCGUGCAGAAGCCGGAGCACUUGCCCCGGGGCCACGCGGCCAAGAAGCGCGGGCCCGGCUCUCCGCGGCGCUUCCCGUGCGGGGAGUGCGGCCGCGGCUUCCGGCGCCAGUGCCAGCUGCGGGAGCACCUGCGCGUGCACAGCGGCGAGCGGCCCUUCCGCUGCGCGCAGUGCGCCAAGAGCUUCCACCUGAAGGGCAUCCUCACCGAGCACGUGCGCACGCACGGCCCGCGGCCCUUCCCCUGCGCGCAGUGCGGCCUCGCCUUCACGCGCCGCUCCAAGCUGGCCGAGCACCUGCGCGUGCACAGCGGCGAGCGCCCCUUCGCCUGCCCCGACUGCGAGCGCAGCUUCCGCCUCAAGGCGCAGCUGCUCAGCCACCGGCGCCUGCACACGGGCGAGCGGCCCUUCCCGUGCCCCGACUGCGGCCGCCGCUACUGCUCCCGCGCCACGCUGCGCGCGCACCAGCGCCUGCACCUGGGCCCGCCCGCCUUCACGUGCGCGUGCGGCAAGGCGUUCGCCAAGCGCUCCAAGCUGGCCGAGCACGAGCGCACGCACACGGGCGAGAAGCCCUUCGCCUGCCCCGACUGCGACAAGCGCUUCCGCCUCAACACGCAGCUGCGCAGCCACCAGCGCCAGCACGCGGGCGUGCCGCCCUACCGCUGCCCCGAGUGCGGCAAGGCGUUCCGCGAGCGCGGCUACCUGGUGCGGCACCAGCGCAUCCACCAGCCCGAGCGGCCCUUCACCUGCGCCGACUGCGGCAAGGGCUUCAUCUACAAGUCCAAGCUGGCCGAGCACGCCCGGGUGCACGCCAAGCUGCGGCCCGCGGCCCGCGACGCCAGCGCCCAGCCCGGGCGCCGCCGGCCCUUCGUCAUGAUCGAGGCCGACUGGAGCUGAGCGCGGCUGGGUGCCAGCGCCAGAUACAAGGCCGCGUGGGAGAAGCCGCAAAGGACACUUUUUGCGGCGGGGGGUUCCACAUCUGCCGGUGCUCGGGGUUCCACAUCUGGCAGCGCUCGGGACACCAUAUGGGAUGCCCGGGAUGGAACCCGGGGGCGGGGGCCGAGUGUAAGGCGGGCGCCCUCCCCGCUUGCUCUCACUCCAGCGACGCCCCGGAUCACCUUUGAAACAUCAUCCCGGACCCUCGAGCCCUAAGCUUUGGUGCUUGCCCUUCCUGCCCGAUGAAGUCGGGACCGGCUCCCCACCCUGCCUCUAAGCUGCUCCUGAACCCCAGCUUGAGGACGGGAGAUCUUCCCAGUGCGGUUCCCAAGGCUGCGGGGGCUGUUUAAUGUCAGCUUCUCUGGGGACGAGCCCGAGCUCCCCUUAAAGCCUGGGUAACAAUGUUGGGUUUGGGCCCAGCCCUCCCUUUGGGCACCGGCAGCAAUAAAGGGCGUCUGCCAAGCCUUG